AUGGGACCACCACCCCCCAUCCCGAGUCUACCUCUCGUUCCCUCCAAAGCCGCUCUACGAGUCCUUCGACGACUAGCCUGGUCCCCUGCGACGCUUGUCAUAACAGCCUUCAGUAGUGCCUGUGGCAUUGCAGCCGUCAAUCACGAUGUUCACCGCAGGAUCCAUCUCGCUGAGCAAGUCAUCGAAACUAAGAACAUCCUGCGCUCCGUCUCCCACGGAACAGCAGAAUCCCAUCUCGAGAGCCUGUUUAGAGCUGCUGAGCGAGGCGAAGACUGCACUAUGCAUUCGAAAAGCAGGAAAGGUUCUCGCUCGUCGCCUACCUCUACGGUAUUCGCGAAGGACAAGAAAGAGUCUGAUCACUUGAAAGUAGACAGCAGAAUUCAACCGAAAAAGCCUCUCGACCAGCGGCGUGUGGUCGAUUCAGAAGAGGUGGAGCAAGAUUUGUUGCCUAAGCUAUCCAAGAUCCGAGGAGCUCGUCAAAAGAAAUUGAAUAACCCUGAGCUUCGACAUUUGGAUGCAGAAGAGGUGAAGUAUGUAGCCGGGCAGAGCGACCGAGUCAAUCAGUACAAAGCCAAUAAACAAGGCAGUCGACAUCUCGAGAAAGAGGAGUCAAGGCGUUUAGCCCGGCAGAGCGUCCAAGUCAAUCAAUAUAAAGACAGUCCGAUCUCCCAAUUUAAACCAUAUCAAGGAAUUUCGCAACCUGAAAGAAUAAGAUCAACGACUCGCAUACCACACAGCCCAGCAUACUUACAAGUUAGGGUCUUCAAUCAUGCUGGCAGUCGUCGCCAGUCGAAAGACCAAAGCAACGACCUCCGCUCCUAUUCAAUCACUGCAGAUGGGGAAUCAGCCCUCCAGGGUGGUUGGUGUCCCGAUGGGGUCCCAUGGCGAAUCACUCCAAGAAGGCUGAAAGCAAAUAUCAUGGCGGAUCGAACUCUGAGUGAGCUCCCCCAAAGCAUAGCAGCACCACUGCUUGAUAUCAAUACUCCUCCCAAUCUUCUUCCACCCUCUUCUCAAAAUGCUUCUCGAGAGCUGAAGAACCUUCUUGGAAGUCACAAAUACCACGAGAUCAUCACCUUCAUUUUUCAGCAGGGUCGCCAUAUUUCUCUUGAAGUUGCUCGGUGGCAUUUAGUUCUGCGUUACUUUUUGGCGCAAGCUCUAGGCAACCGCAUGCGCAUCGCAGCCGGUCUCGUGCUGAUGUAUCGAUUUGCAUUUCCACUUGAAAUGUGCACUUUGCCACCUGUCCUGAAGAUCGUCGAACAUUUUCUCGAAGACGAAUCCUGCUUUGAUAAAGCCGGCGAGAUACUGUUCCCAUCACUCUCGUCGGAUCUAUGGCAAAAUCCCGAGAAGACGAAUGACUCACUCAUAGCAGUCGCCUAUCUAAAGCAUUUCCUAGAGACGCACCAAGACCUUGAGAGAUGGAGUGCAGAGUUGAAAAAGGUGCUUUUCAUCGCAAAAGGGUCUAGUAUAUCUUUAGGCGAGGACUUCGCAGUUCCAGUUAUUGAGUGUCUUUGCCAUGCCGGAGACAUGGACAGAGUAGUCAUUACUAUGGAUGAACUGGAGAAGCACUGCGGCGUUUCUCUGACUCAUGCUAGUUUGGAAACUCUCUCUAAAGGCUACGCUGUUGCCGGUGAGUGGCAGAAUGUAGCGACAGUUCUAGAGCUCAUGCACAGUAAGGGCUAUUCGAGAGCCCACCCUGAACGCUGUCAGUCUUUCUAUGCGAGGCUCAUUGAACUUUACAGUACGGUGGAUACGGCUGAGAAUUGCUUUGGUUUCACGAUUCUCGCCAUCAAGACCUCUGGCCUCAUUCCAGGCACCCGCGUGUCAAGAGCAAUUAUCUGUGCAUCAAUCAGAGAUGGACGACACGAACUCAUUCUUGAAUGGGGUCGCUUGGUUGACAAAGUCUACACCCGGUUAGAGCCUCCCUUUUCGCUUCUCGAGGGUGGACUGCAGUUUUCAGCGGCUUGCAAAUAUAUCGGGGCCAGCUGCGUAGAGAUCGCCAGCGCGUGCCGAGCAAUUGCUUACGGAGCUCGCAAGGACCCAUUCAGCAAAUAUUUCAGGGGCAGUGUGUCAGCGCUCGUGAGAGAGGAUUUGAUCUAUAGGUUGCAAGCACUUGGGGAAGUCAACCAGAGCAUUCCAGACGACUUGAACUCAACAUCCACUGACGAAUUGAUAGCCUUAGCUCGUGGGAUUGAGUACAACAAACCGAAGUUUCUCACUACGCCGCCCGUGGAAGCCAAGCUGGAACGAGAACUCGCCCAGCAAGUAGAAGCAAUCGAAGAACUAAAAAUCGUUUUCGAAGGGGGUUGGACAAUGAAUGAUCUCUAUGGAGAUGAAGAAUCGAGGAAGAGAACUCCAAAUUAUCAACACCUUCGCCGCCCGUUGGCGCAGGAAUACGCCAGGUUUGAUCAAGCUCCCAGCUCGAUGCCCGAAUGCCUGAAGCAAAGCCGACGGUCCUCAUAUCGAGAAAUUCUUGAAGCAAUUUCACAGGAUUACAUGUUGAGAACAAAGGCUGGCGAGACUAUUGAUCACUCUUUACUGAAGUAUGCCGUUCGUCAACUAACCAGAUGUUUCCGAGAUGCCGAUGCAAUAAGGUUGAUCUGCGCCAUUUACGAGAGUGACGACGUCAGAGGGGUGAGGGGGAUCCCGUUUGACGAAGAGCUCUUCACCAUGUGGAUUCACCUUGCAACCGCGUCGGGGACUCAAGACUCUAUGAAGGCACUGUGGGCGCUCAUCGACUCGCUCCGGCUCUUGAGGUUCACAAACGACUUUCAGCUCCUGACUCUUUACGCCUACGUGACGCAACAGCGUCGAAGUUUGGGCAUGUGGGCCGAAGAAUGGGCUGGCGAUCCUAAGCAACCUACUGAGAUUGUAUAUGCCUACCUGAAACUCGCCACGGCGAGGGAUUCCAGCAAUGCUCAGUACCACAUGCGGUUUCCCACGUGGAAGCGUUGGGAAGAGGCGAUGAGAGCCAGAGCGUUCGACCCGGAUCCCUGGCGGCUGGACAGCUAUCUGGACGAGUCAGUUGACUAG
Exophiala aquamarina CBS 119918 is the source of this 3030-nucleotide messenger RNA. RefSeq lists its product as uncharacterized. The record is from RefSeq and is a predicted model, not a curated record. The transcript has a single exon. The coding region runs from base 1 to 3030 and encodes 1009 amino acids. NCBI's taxonomy places the organism in Eukaryota, Fungi, Ascomycota, Eurotiomycetes, Chaetothyriales, Herpotrichiellaceae. Gene Ontology annotation, molecular function: protein binding.